Messenger RNA from Leptonychotes weddellii (Weddell seal), 4509 nucleotides. The record is from RefSeq and is a predicted model, not a curated record. NCBI's taxonomy places the organism in Eukaryota, Metazoa, Chordata, Mammalia, Carnivora, Phocidae.
AUGAUGCCCAGGACAGGACUCCUUCCUACAACAGCCAACGCCCAGCCCAACAGGGGGCUUCUCCCCUCCUUAAACCCCUGUAGGGCUGCCCUUGGAGCCUAAGCCUCUACCCGCUUGUCAAGACUGCCAAGGAUGGGUCUCUACAGGCCUGGUCACUUCCUACUCCUUCCAGCCCACCGACCCCCCCCUCCCCAGAGGAGGGCUUCUGUACCCAUUUGCCCCCUUCCUCAUCUGCUUUGAGCCUGUGCUCUGAGGUCCUGACGCGUGCCGAAGUCAGCAUGCAUGUUUGCAUGGACGGGUGCAGGCAUGCCUGUGUGCUGCAUGCAUGCGGGAGGGCCCGGCCGCAUGUCCUGCAUCGUGGGCCGAUCCUGAGCAUGCUCCCUGAGACGGGUGCAGCCUGUCUUGGAAUGGCAGGGACGUAGUACCUUUUCACAUUCGUGUGUAUCCAUAUGUCUUUCUACACAUGUGCUGGUAUGUUGGUCUGUCUUGUCUCCCCUAUAGACAGGAAGCCCCAAGCCACACGCCAACGGGCGCUCUGGGAAGGUGACGUCGAGACUAGUCCAGCCUAAUUUGGGGAUCCUGGUCCUGCUCCAGGAGUCCUCCAGCCUGCAGCCCCCACCGAGGAGGGAGGAUUGUCCAGCGCAGGGUGGGGUCCGAGUCAGGGAUCGGGGGGCCUGGCUUAUAGCGUAGAGGACUUGGUGCUGCGCUGGGGGUCAGGAGGCCCUGCCCCGAUGCCCGUGUGACCUUGGGCAAGGCCUUCGAGCUCUGUCUCCACGUUCAAUCAUCUGGAGAACCCGGGGUUGGAUCUAUGAUUCCUGGCUGCCCCUGAAGCCCUGACGAUCGAGAUUUUAAGUCGGGGGGCAGGAGUGCGCUAACUUCGUUGGUGGAGGCAGCUGUGGCUAGCGCCUGGCCUACCCGGCCCUUGCUCGGUCCUGGGGUGUCCUGCUGAAGGGUAAGAGGAGGAGCCAUGCCAGGCAGCGGCCCUAACGAGAGGAUGACAUGGCCUGGUCCGGCCCUCCCCGCGGCACCCCCAACGCGCCCUCUCUCCUCAGCCCCGGGGACACCACCCAUCCCGCCCUUCACCCGGACCCGCAGCCUCAUGGCCAUGUCUCUGCCGGGCAGUAGACGGGCCUCUGCUGGAUCCCGCAGGCGCACCUCUCCCCCCGUGAGCGUGCGGGACGCCUACGGCACCUCCUCUCUCAGCAGCAGCAGCAACUCGGGCUCCUGCAAGGGCAGCGACAGCAGCCCCACGCCCAGGCGCUCCAUGAAGUACACGCUGUGCAGCGACAACCACGGCGUCAAGCCCCCCACCCCGGAGCAGUACCUGACCCCCCUGCAGCAGAAGGAGGUGUGCAUCCGGCACCUGAAGGCCCGGCUGAAGGACACCCAGGACCGGCUGCAGGACCGGGACACCGAGAUCGAUGACCUGAAGACGCAGCUGUCGCGCAUGCAGGAGGACUGGAUCGAGGAGGAGUGCCACCGCGUGGAGGCCCAGCUGGCCCUGAAGGAGGCUCGCAAGGAGAUCAAGCAGCUCAAGCAGGUCAUCGACACAGUCAAGAACAACCUGAUUGAUAAGGACAAGGGGCUGCAGAAGUACUUCGUGGACAUCAACAUCCAGAACAAGAAGCUGGAGACGCUGCUACACAGCAUGGAAGUGGCCCAGAACGGCACGGCCAAGGAGGAUGGUGCCGGGGAGUCGGCCGGCGGGUCCCCUGCCCGCUCCCUCACCCGCAGCUCCACCUACACCAAGCUGAGUGACCCCGCCGUCUGCGGCGACCGCCCCCCCAGCGACCACCCCGGGGCCUCUGCUGAGGACGGGGCUGACAGUGGCUUCGCGGGGCUGACCGAGGACACGCUGAGCCGGACGGACGCGCUGGAGGCCAGCAGCCUGCUGUCGUCGGGGGUGGACUGCGGCCCCGAGGAGGGCUCGCUGCACAGCAGCUUCGGCCUGGGUCCCCGCUUCCCCGCCAGCAACACCUACGAGAAGCUGCUGUGCGGCCUGGAGGCCGGGGUGCAGGCCAGCUGCAUGCAGGAGCGCGCCAUCCAGACGGACUUCGCGCAGUACCAGCCGGACCUGGACGCCAUCCUGGAGAAAGUGACCCAGGCCCAGGUCUGCGGGGCAGUCCCUGAAUUGGGGGUCGGGGGCCCAGAGCUGGAGCCCCACCCCCUGGGGCCCAAAGACCCCAACUCCGCCGUGGUGGUGACGGUGGGUGACGAGCUGGAGGCCCCAGAGCCCAUCACCCGAGGGCCGAGCACGCACCGGCCCGGUGCCAGCCCCAGCCCCAGCCCCGGCCCGUCGGUGAGCGUGGCGUGCCCGGUGGAAGAGGAGGAGGCGGCGGCCGCCGAGAAGGAGCCCAAGAGCUACUGGAGUCGCCACUACAUCGUGGAUCUGCUGGCCGUGGUGGUGCCGGCCGUGCCCACGGUGGCCUGGCUCUGCCGCUCGCAGCGGCGCCAGGGCCAGCCGGUUUACAACAUCAGCUCGCUGCUGCGGGGCUGCUGCACUGUGGCCCUGCACUCCAUCCGCAGGGUCAGCUGCCGCUCGCUGAGCCCGCACGGCCCGGGCGCCCCGGCCCGCAGCUCCCAGCUGUGAGCGCCGCCUGACCACGGAUGGUAGGGGUGCCGCUCUCCCUCCCGCUCGUGCCCCGGGGGCCUCAUCUUACUUCCGUUUGGGGUUUGGGAGUGGCUUUUUCGCGACGUGAACAGUGUCGGGGGGCUGGGAGGCGGGGUUGGGGGAAGGCACCCUCAAACUGUGACAGAGGACAAGGGAAGAGAGACCAAAGGCAGGGAGGCACGCCGAAGGGACGCACUGCAGAGAGGGGAGGUGGGGAGGUCCCCCCACCCGGCCCUGUCCACCUGGACCUCCGCCCGGGGCCGCCCGCCCACCCCCUCCUCCCUCCCCGAGGUCUCCGGUGUGUCGAUGUGGGGAGGCGGGGCCUGAGGUGCCCACGGGAGCCCCCCGCCCCCACCCCCGUGUCACCGCCCACGCCUCUCCAGCCGCCCCCUGCCCUCAGUCCAGCCUUCUGGGCCAGUAUUAGCUCCUCGCCCAGAGCACAGGCCACCGGCCCAGGACUCGGAGCGGGGUCUGCAACCCCCGGGCUCCGGCUGCAGUUCCAGCGUCUUCCGGCUGCUCCCCGCUCUGGGAUUCGGAAGCCUCGUCCGGCCAUAGGCACGGGCCGGAGGAAAGACGGGGCGAUGUUGGGCACGAGGCGGCAGAGCGCAGCGUGGCUCUCGUGUCUGUUCGUCCUGGACCUUCCCCAGGCUCUGCUUCCCUGUCGGCGCGUCUGGCUGUGUCAGAUCGUUCUUCCCGUGAGAGCUGAGCCGGACAGGCUGGGGCUGGGGCUGGAGCGUCUGCGGGCCCCAGAGGAGGAGGCAGGGGGCUGGCAGCCCAGGGGGCCUCCUCCAGCCCUUCUGAGACAAGGUCCUGCAGUCCGGGAGGCGGGGCUGGACUCGGCAAUCCUCAGCUGCUUUGAGAAGCCCGACGACUGCCCCUGGAGCUCACCCCAAGUUUCUCUGGGGGGCCUCGGGCCCAACUUCUGCUUUGCACUAUGUUCACUUUGGGGCUUGGCUCUCAUGCACCCCAGCAUCUCCACUGAGGGGCUGCUUGCAUUCUAGGGUGAGGGCUCCUAGACUUAGACCUGCCUGCCUCUGGAGGGACUCCCAGCAGGACGGAUGGCACGAUGGGAUGCUGAAGCCAUGAUGUUCGUCCCGGCCAAAGCAGGGUGCCCCGGGUUGUCUCUCAGGCAGGGACGGGGCAGGGCAGGUGGGAGCCCUGUGGCCUCCCUGCUCACAGCCUGAGGCCAUGUGGCCUGGGAGCUUCACUGUCCCGCCUCCUUCCCUGGGACCCCAUGUGGUCCCCCAGCAAAGCUGCUGACAUUUUACCAACACUAUUAUUUGACAGAGUAAACGCACUCCUUCUCCCUUGUGGGGCUUACACCCAUCUGGUGGCCCCUCCCACUCUUCAGAGGUUAGGCCCCACAUCUGGGGUGGGUUGGUGGGACCCCGGGUCUCACUCAUCCCUCUGGCCCCGGGGCCACUCUGGUUCUCUGCCCAGGUUGCUCGCCCACCCCCGCUGCUCCGACAGCCGCUGCCUGACUUAGGGGGCCCGCCUUUCCUCUCUGCGCCCUCCACUCAAGGCGGGGGGGCACCUGCAUGCACUGGGAGUGGGCAGCCAGCUCAGCCAUGGGGGCGACAGCCCCCUCUGCCACACGCUUUGUGCGUCCAAGGCUCCCCCCACCGGUUGGGGCCUUAGACAGACCAGCCAUCCUUAGUGGAGCUCCCCCACCCCAGCCAAACCAGACCCGAACUCCUGGGGCCUGGCUGGGGCUGCCCCACAGACGCUGGGGUCGGGACACGGGGGGGCAGUGGACAAACCCAAUCCAAAGCCAGCCGGGCCUGGCCGUGGACCCAGCCUCCUGUGCCAUGUACUCGCGAAGCUGCCUAGUGUCUCCUUAGAAGUAGCCCAAGCUUUGCCGAGAAAAUAAAUGUAUGACUCCAUUUGACAACAUGAAA